This is a messenger RNA of Paramecium tetraurelia, 1815 nucleotides long. RefSeq lists its product as uncharacterized. The transcript has 4 exons. NCBI's taxonomy places the organism in Eukaryota, Ciliophora, Oligohymenophorea, Peniculida, Parameciidae. Gene Ontology annotation, cellular component: nucleus. The record is from RefSeq and is a predicted model, not a curated record. Gene Ontology annotation, molecular function: double-stranded DNA binding. Gene Ontology annotation, biological process: reciprocal meiotic recombination.
AUGUCAAAGAUAUUAAAAAAGUUAUCCGAUGCCUUAUCUAAACUAAAAAAUGAGACAGUGCAUUAGUUAGAUCUUUUUGGUCAAUUACCAAGCUUUACAGUGUUGAAUAAGAGCAGAUAUACUUCAAAUUUUGGGUUUGUUUUGUCUUUAAUUAUUGGCUGUUUAGCCUUAUAUUAUUUGAACUCAGAGAUAAGUUCAAUGACUCUUAAGCUGAUGCCUUCCAUCUAUCAAUCAGAAAUCUAAGUGGUCGAGACAGAUCCAUACUUACUCACAAAUUCCAAUUUUACACUAGCCGUGUCAAUUGCAAGUUAAUUUUCUGAACCAACAAAAGGUGUAAACAAAUACUAUCAACUAAACAUCAGCCAAUGUACAAGAGAAAGGAAAAUAGAUGAAAAAACAGACCACACAAUCGUAUUGCUAGAUUGUAAAGAAAUUCCAAUAGAAACUUGUAAUAUGUCUCAUUUUUCCACAGAGUUGCAAUAGAAGUAUUUCUCAACCAUCAGAUUUGGAACAGUAUAGUGUAUAAAUAGGGAAUAUUUGAAAAAUAAUCCACUCAUCUUGUAAGGACAGUUCAAUGCUUUGACUUACAAAUAUUUGCUUAUCAAGUUUACGCCUUGCAGGAAUACAACAGAGUAUUAAGGAUGUGCUCCCUAAGAAGAAAUAAAUAAAAUUUUGGAGGCAGGAUAAUACAAUGUUUAUAAAAGUGAUUACCUAACUUAGUUUGAAUAAUCUGGAAAUCCAUAUUAAUAAAUAAUCACUAAUGAAUUUACUAGUUUCUCCCUCACCACUUCAAAAACUAUUGUUCACACCUACAGAAUCAUGUAAACAUAAACAGAUUAGGGUCUCAUUUUAGAAGAAAAUUAAUUGGAUACUAAUUUACAACAAACUGAAUGGAGAGAAAUAUCUGACUUUUAUAAUAACCAAUAUUUGGUUUGCCAUUACAUUAAGUUAGAUUUUAAGUAAACAAACAUCAAAAGAACAUACAUAAAACUGUAGACCAUUCUUGCCAAAAUUGGAGGAAUCUUAUAAAUAUUAACUAUGAUUGUAGGGAUCUUUUUAAAACCGAUAAUAGAGAAUUUCAUGAAGUUUGAGAUUGCUUCGUAACUUUUCAGUUAUAACGAUAAUUAACAAGAAUAAUUCAUUUCUUCCGGUCAAGUACUCUCUGAAAGGGAGAUUUAAUCUCCCUCAUCUCUGCAAAAGUUGUCAACAUUUUUUUAGUCAAAUGAGAACAUCUAGUCUAAUGUUAAGCAAAAAUAAGCUUCAUGCUUAUAGAUAUUCCUCAUCAUCUUUGGGAUAAAUAAAGUAAAGCACAAGUAAUUUUGUAAAGCGAAGAGAAAAAUAAUUAAAAAUUUAGACAUUGUCACAAUUCUUAAAAAACUAUAAGAUUUAGAAGUUAUUAAAAAGAUACUAUUUACAUAAGAAUAAUUGGAACAACUAAAAAAACGACCUCGACCAAAGCUUUGGAUAAAAAAACAAGAUAGCAUAAUUGAAUAAGAUAGGCCAAAACCAGAAAUAGGAUUUCAUCAAUCAAAUUUAUACUCUUCUCAGUAUUCAGAUGUUACUGCACAAACCUUAUUUAAGAGUUACAUCACAAGUCAAUUCUAAUAGUAUUUUAAUCAUGUCUAAUAAGGAUAAUAGGAUCCUCGAGAAUUUGAAUAAUAAUAAUAAAAAUAAUAAACUAACACAGAUUUUCUACAGGAUAAAGAUGACAAUAUUAAAUCAAGUUAAAUGAAUAUUAAUAAUGAGAAAGACCAAUCUCCUGAAUUAUAGGUUAUAGAAAAGAAGAUAAACUUAGAGAUUAAAGUUUAACAAUGA